GCUAGUGUUCAGUUGUUUCUGUUUAUUGACACCUCAUUCGCUCCAUUUUAAGGCAACAUAUUAUAGCUGUAGUGUUACAGCAUUGUACUGCUGUUAGUGUUUUUGUGUGCACUUUUGGAUAUAUCCAUAAAUAACUGAGAUAAACUACAAUCCGACGUUCGUUCUGCAGUGUUUACUACUGUACUUCUGCGUUCACUGCCAUCUUUCCGACAACACUUGAACGCAACAACAGGAGCUCAUCUGUUGGACAGGGAAACUAAUCAGGAGCCAAGUAAAGACUUUUCAGUCUGCUAGCUACAGGCUAGCAAGCUUCUAAAGUCAGCCGUCCAUACGACUAAAGAAGACAGACUUUGUUUAUGAAGUACAGUGACUCUUCUGUACACUACACGACAUCCGAACUAUGUUUUAGAAACAGCGUUUUGUUGCGCUGAAAGUAUCAAGGCGGGCAGCCUGUGGGCAGCUGGAGCUGCGGCUAGCUCAUUAACGUUAGCUGGGAAAGAAGAAGUGCAAGUGGAGGCAAGAAAAUGGAGCUGGACGACGUGGUCCUGUACCAGGACGACUCGGGCAGCUCUGCCAUGAUGUCCGAGCGGGUCUCAGGUCUGGCCAGUUCAAUAUACCGAGAGUUUGAACGGCUCAUCGAGAGAUACGGAGAGGACGUAGUGAAGGAGCUGAUGCCGCUGGUGGUCGCCGUGCUGGAGAACCUGGACUCGGUGUUCGCUGUCAACCAGGAGAACCAAGUGGAGCUGGAGCUGCUGAAGGAGGACAACGAGCAGCUCGUCACCCAGUAUGAACGAGAGAAGGCGCUGAGGAAACACACAGAGGAGAGGUACAUCGCCUUAGAAGACUCCCAGGAUGGCGAAAAGAAGGAUCUCCAGGGUCGGCUGGUGAUGUUGGAGUCACACUCACGUCAGCUCGAGCUUAAAACUAAAAACUAUGCAGAUCAGAUUAGCAGAUUUGAGGAGAGGGAAGCAGAGCUCAAGAAGGAAUAUAACAACCUUCAUCAGAGACACACUGAGAUGAUCCACAGCUACAUGGAGCACCUGGAGCGAACUAAACACCAACAUGCAGUCCAAGCAGAGCCGGCAGAUGCAGGCACAGGCACGUCCAGCAGAACACGAAAGGAGCGUCCCAUCUCCAUGGGCAUAUUCCAACUUCCUGGCACUGAUGGUAUGGUCCCUGACCUUCAGAGGGAACCAGUGGACACCCCUUCAGAGCCAUGGAGAUUCAACAACCUUAGCCAUCCACGAUCCAACACCAGCCUCAAGUUGGAGGAACAGUUCUCUCCGAUCAAAGUGGAAGCUGAAAGUCCACAGGAGAAUUUGCCCAAUCAGAACGCUGAUCAGGACCAGGAUGAAUUGGCUGGUUCGUCCCGCAGAGGCUCCAAGUCCAAUACUCCAACCAACCAAGGAAGUGUCUCCAAAAGUGGAACUCCUGUGUCCUCACAUGGUGCUGGGUCCAAAUCCAACAGCUCCAUGUCCUCUCAGGGUGGUACCUCUAAAUCAAACACCCCCACAUCUACAUUCAGCGCUAACUCGCAGUCCACUACACCACUAUCCCCUCAUGAUGGAGCAUCCACUGGAAUGAGUCCUGGAUCCGGUCCGGAUGGUGUCACAUCCCUGUCUUCCACAGCGUCUGACGUUGCCAUGGAGUCUGUGGAUCGGGAAGUUUCAGACGGGCUCAACAAGAACCUGGACUGGAACAGUGGAAAACCAGAGAGCAAUAAGGACAUCGCAGCCGUGCAAGAAGGACAGCAGGGUCAUCCUGGAGGUGAUGGUCAGGACUCUGCUUCUACACACCUCCAAGGUGAUGAUGGAGCAGACAGCCUGGAGAAGUCUGAGGUUCAGGCCAUCAUAGAGUCCACUCCUGAGCUGGACAUGGAUCUCAAAGGUUGCCAAGGAACAAGCACACCAACUAAAGGCGGCAUCGAGAAUCUGGCGUUUGACCGCAACACAGACUCUCUGUUUGAGGAGCUGUCGUCUGCAGGAAACGACAUGAUAGCAGACAUGGAUGAAGGAGCCGACCUGCUGGGUAUGGGUCGGGAAGUUGAACAUCUUAUCCAUGAGAAUGCUCAGCUGCUGGAGACCAAAAAUGCCUUGAACGUGGUGAAAAACGACCUGAUCGCACAGAUGGAUGAACUGUCCUGUGAGAAGGAGGUGCUGCGAGGUGAGCUGAAUGCCGUCACUCAGGCCAAGACCAAACUGGAGGACAGGAACAAAGAAUUAGAAGAAGAAAUCAAGAAGAUUCGAGCAGAGCUGGAGGAAGGCAAACAGAAGGUCAAGAAUGAAAAUGAGGAUGAUAGCGAUGUGCCGACAGCCCAGAGGAAACGCUUCACCAGGGUGGAGAUGGCCAGAGUCCUGAUGGAGAGGAACCAAUAUAAGGAGAGGCUGAUGGAGCUGCAGGAGGCCGUCAGAUGGACAGAAAUGAUCCGGGCUUCAAAGGAGAACCCAGCUCUUCCAGAGAAGAAGAAAUCCAGCCUCUGGCAGUUUUUCAGCCGUUUGUUCAGCUCGUCGGGCGGGGCAGCGAAGAAGCCGGCGGCGGAGGCCCCGGUGAACGUCAAGUACAAUGCGCCCACCUCCCAGAUUCAGCCGUCCGUCAAAAAGAGGAGCACCACCCUGCAGCAGCUGCCCAGUGACAAGAGCAAAGCCUUUGAUUUCCUCAAUGAGGAAGUGGCAGCUGAUAACGUGGUGUCCCGGCGGGAGCAGAAGAGGGCUCAGUACCAGCAGGUCAAAGCUCACGUCCAGAAGGAGGACGGCAGAGUGCAGGCGUACGGCUGGAGUCUGCCCAAGAAAUACAAAGCCAAUGGUGGUCAGACAGAGGGUAAGAUGAAGAAUCUACCUGUUCCUGUCUUCCUCGGACCACUGGAUGAGAAAGAUGCUUCUAUGAAGCUGUGGUGUGCUGCUGGUGUGAACCUCUCUGGAGGUAAAACCAGAGAUGGAGGUUCCAUCGUAGGAGCCAGUGUGUUUUACAGUGACGUGCCUGGACCAGAGAGCCCGAAAAAGAAAAUAGGAUCUCAGAGCAGCCUGGACAAACUGGAUCAAGAUCUCAAGGAUCAGCAGAAGGAGUUGCGGCAGCAGGAUGAGAUGUCAUCGCUGGUUUGGAUCUGUACCAGCACCCAGUCCACCACCAAAGCUGUUGUCGUUGACGGCAACCAGGCUGGAAGCAUCCUGGAGAGCUUCUUUGUUUGUAACUCCCACGUCCUCUGCAUCACCAGUGUUCCAGGUGCAAGAGAGACAGACUACCCAGCAGGUGAGGAAGUAGCUCCAAACUCUGAGACAGGACCAGCAGGAGACGGCGGCUCACAAUCAACCAAUAGCGGCGCGGCAGGUGACGAUGGCGACAUGUUGGGAGGCAUUACUGUGGUUGGCUGUGAAGCUGAGGGAGCAGCAGCUGUUCCUCAGACAGCAGGCAGUCAAGAAGACGACGAAGAGAGUGAAUCCAGAGCAGCAGAGGAAGCCACAGAGGCGACCGAAGCCAGUGCAGGGCCCGCUGACCAAAGAGAAAGCCUGAGGGGAGCCUACACCGAGCACGUCUUCACUGAUCCACUGGGAGCUCAGCAGACAGCAGAGGCUCCGGCCAACUACUCUCAGAGGGAAAGUGAUCUCCUAAAAGACGGUGUGAGUUCAAACCCCAACGCAGAAGAGCAGGACCUAAUGAGAGAAGAGGCUCAGAAAAUGAGCAGUGUUCUGCCCACUAUGUGGCUGGGUGCACAGAAUGGAUGUGUAUAUGUCCACUCCUCUGUGGCUCAGUGGAAGAAGUGUCUCCAUUCUAUAAAGCUGAAAGACUCUGUGCUCGGCAUAGUGCAUGUGAAAGGGCGUGUACUGGUGGGUCUCUCUGAUGGCACUGUAGCCAUUUUCCACAGAGGAGUAGAUGGACAGUGGGACCUGACCAACUACCAUCUGUUAGACUUGGGCAGACCACACCACUCCAUCCGCUGCAUGACUGUUGUACACGACAAGGUGUGGUGCGGCUUCAGGAACAAGAUCUGUGUGGUGCAGCCCAAAGCCAUGAAGAUAGAGAAGUCAUUCGACGCCCACCCUCGUAAGGACAGCCAGGUCCGUCAGCUGGCCUGGGACGGUGAUGGUAUCUGGGUGUCCAUCAGACUGGACUCCACUCUCAGGCUGUUCCACGCUCACACCCUCCAGCACCUCCAGGACGUCGACAUCGAGCCCUACGUCAGCAAGAUGCUGGGUACAGGGAAACUAGGCUUUUCAUUCGUGAGGAUAACAGCUCUCACCGUGUCAUGUAAUCGACUGUGGAUCGGCACUGGAAACGGAGUCAUCAUCUCCAUCCCUCUGACAGAGACACCCAACAAGGUUACCAAAGCAGCAGGUAACCAGCCAGGAAGUGUAGUUCGGGUCUACGGUGACGACAGCAGCGACAAAGUGACGGCCGGGACCUUUGUACCAUACUGCUCCAUGGCUCACGCUCAGCUCUGUUUCCAUGGUCACAGAGAUGCUGUCAAGUUCUUCACUGCUGUCCCAGGUCACGCAGACCCAUCUGUGUCCUGUGGAGGCGAGGCAGCAGGUGACAAGACGACAGAUGCCGCAACUCAGGAAGGAAACAAGUCCAUGUUGGUGAUGAGUGGAGGAGAAGGCUACAUCGACUUUAGGAUGGGGGACGAGGACGGCGAGGCGGAGGAGGGCGAAGAGCCCACCAUGAAGCUGCAGCCCUCCCUGGCUAAAGCCGAGCGCAGCCACCUCAUCGUCUGGCAGGUCCUCUCCGCCGAGGACUGAACUCUGACCUGGGACCUCUGAGGCCUGAUUUGCCUUUUCUCUCAAACCCCGGUGCCGUGGAGGAGCCCCCCUCCUCCACAGACACCAGUUUGAUCAGCACUUUUUCCUUCCUCAGACCUGAACAAUGAAACAAGCAGGAACUGCUCUGAUAGCGCAAACACAUUCACACAAACUGCAUGUUAUUGUUUUAUUAUGAAUUGUUUUCUCUUAUUUGUUCCUUUUUAAACAUUUAUUUUAUGAAUUUGAAAUUUCAAUCUGUCUGUUCUAAUAUUAAUUGUUGUUGGAUGCAGAAUUCAUUUCUUAUAUUUACUCAGCAGAUAGAAUGGUUUUCCUUCACUCGGUUCAGCUGCUAUGUGCUCAUGCUGGACUUGAUGCUAAAUCAGUUGGUCAAACAGACAAUAAUCACCUUUAGCUCUCCUGUUGCCCUUUAAUAAUAUAAAACUGGGCCAAUCAUGUGGGAGCAAAUCAUGUUGCAUGUGUUAUUUUUUUUUGUUUUUCAUCCUUUGAGAACUUGGCUUUUGAUUGUAUGCAAGACAAAUUGAAUUGAUUGCCAGUUGCCUCGAGGUCAGGAUUUGUUCAAGUCAAAUGCAAUACAUGAGCUUCAUCUGAUUGGUAUCAGUUCGUGCAGAAGAUUGCCCCGUAUUUAUCUUAAUAUUCAACAAAUAAUAGUUGGAGCAAUUUUAUGCCUCUCAUGCGUGCAUUACCAUCACAUUCCAGUCACAGAGCUCAGCAUCCAAUACUCUGAAAAAUAAAUUAAAUCGGCAAUGUUUGGAUAAAACCCAGAGGGUACACUGACCGCUGUUGUAAAGAUACUCCCAGAAAAAAAAAAACUUUUCUAGCUGUUUGAGAGAAAAAUAUUUCAUCUGCUGCAUUAUUUAAAAAAAAAAACACAUUUUUAACCUGCUUAGGAAAUGCCUUCAGACUGAAAUAUCUCAACAAUUCUUGGAUACAUUGCCAUGAAAUUUAGUGCAGAAAUUAAUUUCCCCCACAGGAUGAGUUAUGUUUACUUUGGUAAAGAGCCUUAAGAGCAUUCCAAAUUCCUUAAUUUACCUUUUUUUCUGAAAAAAAGUAAAAUUUUAAGGAUACAGUUGAGACACUUUGUUGCUAUCACUGAAACUAGACGAUCUAAUUAAUCCAGUGGUACCAACUACAGUCAUGGAAAAAUUAUUAGACCAUAGUUUUCUUCUAUUUCUUGUUCAUUUUAAUGCGUGGUAACACUAAAGGUACAUUUGAUUGGACAAAUAUAAUAACAAAAAUGGCUG
Centropristis striata (black sea bass) is the source of this 5995-nucleotide messenger RNA. Its product is annotated as C-Jun-amino-terminal kinase-interacting protein 4-like. Gene Ontology annotation, cellular component: cytoplasm. Gene Ontology annotation, molecular function: JUN kinase binding; MAP kinase scaffold activity; signaling receptor complex adaptor activity. The transcript has 30 exons. The record is from RefSeq and is a predicted model, not a curated record. Lineage: Eukaryota; Metazoa; Chordata; Actinopteri; Perciformes; Serranidae. Gene Ontology annotation, biological process: vesicle-mediated transport. The coding region runs from base 525 to 4733 and encodes 1402 amino acids.